Messenger RNA from Pelobates cultripes (western spadefoot toad), 258 nucleotides. The record is from the annotation of a GenBank genome assembly. NCBI's taxonomy places the organism in Eukaryota, Metazoa, Chordata, Amphibia, Anura, Pelobatidae.
AUGGGGAUCGCUCAGGCGGUGAGCAGGGUGGACGGCCGCUGCCCUACUAUCCUGCCUAGCAGCGUCAUGCCAGAAGCACAAGGCUAUGUGGAACUGGCCCUGUUCCCCCCUCUCUGGACCAGUGAAGGUGAUCCCGGUCUUCAGCCUGUGGCCCCUAUAUGUGCAAAGACACCAGCAGACCAACGCUCCCUCCUCACUCGACUCCACACUAGCGGACUGCCAGCACGGGCUGGAUGGAAAUCGGCGGAUGCCUGCUAA